AUGAAUAAUAAUUAGCCAUCUUAAAAUACAGAUUUCUAGUAUGAUUAUAACAAUGGCAAUUAUGGAAUAGAUUAAUUUUAAAAUGAUCACAAUUAUUAUCAUUAUGAUUAAUAGAAUUAUAAUUAGAUUCAUUAUAAGAAGCAAUAUGAAUAGCCAAAAAAGAAGGUAUUGAAUGAAAAUAAAAAAAUGUAAAUUAAAAGCAAUAAGGAUAAUUAAUAAAAACAAUAACUAGAUUAACAAUAAAAAUAAGCAUAAAAGAUUGAAAAAUUACCAAAAGAUAAUAAAAUAGAAUAAUAAAAAAUAGAAUAGAAGAAUUAAAAGAAAGAAGUAAAAUAAGAUGUAAUAGAACCUCCAGAAGAACCUAAGUAAUUAGUUUUAGGUAUAUUAAUUAAUAUUAACAUUAGAUCCAAAACUUGGCUAUUGGACAUAUACUCAAAAAGAGUAUGAGGAAUUUCAUAAGUAAGAGAAAGAAUAUUAAAUUAAGAAAGCAGAAUAUGAUGAACGUAUUAAGGGAUAAAGAAUGUUAGAGUAAAGAAAAAGAAUGGAGAAAUUCUCAAAAUUAAAGGAGAAAAAGUAGAAAAGGAAUAAUUUAUUAGGAAUGAAGAAAAUUAAUUAAUUAAUUAGGGAAUUAAGAAUUUAAUAUAAAUAAUAUGUGAGAAGAGAAAAAAAAAAAUAGUUUGGUUAUGUUUUAGAUGAGAAUAAUAAUGUCUAAAUUAUUUAGUAAGAAAUGAAAAAGAAAAAGUUAUCAAAGAUCUAAAAAGCAAAGUAAAUAUGGGAUAAUCUUAAUGAUCCUGAUUAUGAGACAGUUGAUGAAGAUCAAAUUAAAAAUGAUGAUUAAUAAUUAAUUGCUAUUCUAAAUUAGUUAUCUAUCAUCAAUCCUUAUUCUAAAGAAAAAUAUAAUAAUAUGUAAAUAAGACCUUGGAUUACUUAAAUUCCUAGUAAAGAAUUGGAUGAUAUGGCAUUGUAAUUCAUUAAUGAACUUAGUUUUAUGUAAGCAAAAAAGAAAGUAAUUGAACCUAAAAAAUUGAAAAAGAGAAUUGUGGCAGGAAUAAAAGAAUGUUUAAGAAGUAUUUAAUAUACAUUACCUGAAAAAUCAGCAAAAUUAAUAAUUAUACCAAUUGGCAUUUAAGAGUGUCCUAUUAAAAGUAAAUAAAAAAAAGUAUAAUUUCAGAUGGGCCAGAUCAUUAAAUCUUGAAGGUUUUAAAAGAAUGCUUCAAUAAAAAUAUUCCGGUUAUCUUUGCAAGCACUCGAUCAAAACUUGGAAGGGCAUUUAGUGGAAAAUUUGGACCAAAAAUAAGUGUGAUUAGUGUUAUUAAUUACUAAAAUAUGGAGGAAUAAUUUACUAAACUUAUUUAAUUGAGUAAUGAGUAGAAAGAGUAAUUUAGAUUGUUAUAUGGAGAUGUGAAUCUGCUUUAAUUUAUUAAUUAAAUAUGA
This is a messenger RNA of Paramecium pentaurelia, 1434 nucleotides long. Lineage: Eukaryota; Ciliophora; Oligohymenophorea; Peniculida; Parameciidae. The record is from the annotation of a GenBank genome assembly.